GCGACCACCAGUCAAUCUGUAGACCUCCCACUGUCGCAAUCGAAGCGUCGCGGCCGGCUUACCGCAAUAACGAUAAUAACGCGCGAACUACCUCGCGCGUCUGACAUUCAACGUUAAACAAGAUCUUUAAGGAAAUACAAAUAUGGCAGACGUGAAAAUAGAAGAUAACCCGAAAAUAUUAUCGGGACCGGUGCUGACGAAUUCUCCGAACGCCGUGCUGUCCAAGACCUUGCUCAGCAGGUACAAUGACCUGCCUUUGCCAGCGGACAAGAUCAUCGCAACUUAUAUCUGGAUCGAUGGAACUGGAGAACACCUUAGGUGUAAAGAUCGUACAAUCAGCUUUAUUCCAAGAGUGCCUAAGGAGUUGCCAGUAUGGAAUUUCGAUGGCAGCUCGACUGGACAGGCCGAGGGCCACAACUCGGACACAUUCCUAUACCCUCGGGCUAUAUACAAAGACCCGUUCAGACGUGGCAAUCAUGUCUUAGUAAUGUGUGACACUUAUAAAUAUAACAUGGAACCUACAGACAGCAACAACCGAGUGAACUGCCAAGAGGCAUAUGAUAGGUGUAAGGAUGAGGAACCCUGGUUCGGCAUUGAACAGGAGUACAUCCUUUUGGACUCAGACCUGCGUCCGUUCGGCUGGCCCCCGGGUGGUUUCCCCCCACCACAAGGACCUUACUACUGCGGUGUUGGUGCCAAUAAGGUUUUCGCCAGGGAUCUCGUUGAGGCACAUUACAGGUGUUGCCUGUUUGCUGGUGUACCAAUCGCCGGUACCAAUGCUGAAGUGAUGCCAUCUCAAUGGGAGUUCCAAGUAGGGCCUUCAGUAGGUGUAACAGCAGGAGACGACCUGUGGAUGGCGCGAUAUAUCCUCCACAGGCUAGCUGAAGAAUAUGGUGUUAUUGUAUCAUUUGAUCCUAAACCCGUGCAAGACUGGAACGGCUCAGGUGCACACACCAACUUCUCAACUAAGAAGAUGAGAGAAGACAACGGUAUUAUUGAAAUUGAGAAAGCCAUAGAUAAGCUGUCCAAGGUGCAUAUGAAACACAUCAAAGUGUACGACCCGCGCGGCGGGAAGGACAACGAAAGGAGACUCACAGGACUACAUGAGACUGCCAGUAUUAACGACUUCAGUGCGGGCGUUGCAAACCGAGCUAGCAGCAUUCGAAUACCGCGAUCUGUUGCGGAGGAGAAAAAGGGCUAUCUUGAAGAUCGGCGACCCGCGUCGAACUGUGAUCCGUAUGCAGUCGUAGAUGCACUCAUGCGCACCUGCAUACUCAAUGAAUAACACACAAGCCCUGAGCAUCACGCCUCGCCUCAGCACGUGUCUACUACAUAAUAAUCAGCCAACUAACUAUAUUAAACACAUGUAUAGGGUGACCACGUGACAACAAUUUCCCUUAUACGAACGCAAUUUAAAAUCUCAGAAUAGAAACGCGGAUUUUUUUAAUAGAACAAGGAGCGAGAUUAUUACAAAUAAGACUGCAGUGUAAAUGAUUCCCCACUGGGAUAUUUUUAGGUACU
Molecule: messenger RNA, 1521 nt
Organism: Diatraea saccharalis (sugarcane borer)
Lineage: Eukaryota; Metazoa; Arthropoda; Insecta; Lepidoptera; Crambidae
Source: the annotation of a GenBank genome assembly